AUGGAGUUGUAUGUGGACAUUGCCGGAGCAGAGGAUGUACCAUUACCAGUGAGGUCAGUUGCUUUAGAUUCUCACCGUCUUGCAUCAAAGUCUACCGCUCAUGCUUCUCCAGUUGCUAACAUUUCUGAGGGAGAUGAAAAUGAUCAGACUUGGGUUAUGCAUGAUGACGACGACGAUGAUGAAAAUAUCGCAAUGGAAGAACGUCUUUUGGCCAAGGAUGCUAGUGCUUCAGAAGGAGAUGAGGGUGGUGAUAUGGGCGCGUCUCAAAUCCUAGUAUACCAUGAAACAGUGGAGUCUCAAAUCCUGCAACUUAAUUAUGUUGGCUCUGUGCAAUUAGGAGAUCAUCAUAAAGAGGUUCAAAUGGCACUGAGGCACAACCUUAUGAGGGAGCAUCAAGAUGUAAUCGUAAUUGAGAGCACACCUGCAAAGUUAAGCAUAAAAUGUGCGGCGUAUGAUAAGGGUUGUCCGUGGCGCGUUAGGGCAAUAAAACAAGUGUUUGAUGAAAAUUGGAAGAUUUCUAGAUGGGGUGGGGAUCACAAUUGUUUGAAUGACCACAUUUCUCAAGGUCAUAGACAGCUCGAUGCUGACAUCAUUGCGGAGCUCGUUCUAGAUGAUAUUGUGCUUAUUGAUGAGACGAAAGACAAUGUUAAUAAGAAACUUGAUUUAUGGAGAAGCACUUUGGAGUAUAAAGUUUUCACGUUAAGCCGGAGCAAGACUGAGUAUAUGAAGUGUGAGUUUUCUCUAGUAAAAGAUGGAGAUCAAGACCCUGUGCAUCUACUUGGUCAAGAGAAGGGAAUGGAGAAGGAGAAACAAGUGCCAUCCAAUGUGGGACUUCAAAGUGAAGGAUCAACUGCAAUUGACGAAGCCCUUCCCGGGUGCAAAAACACUUGUGGAAAUGUUUCCAUUCCAUAUCCAUUUGGCAUAGGCGCGUCAACUGUCACCGGUAAAAACUGUUUCUUGGAGGAAGGAUUGCAACUUAGGUGCGACAACAAGUCUACUUUAUAUGACGGUACUCGCGGUAAUGUUCAAAUUUUGAACAUAACCCUCCAAGGUCAAAUGGACCUGUUAUUUUUCGUCUCCAAGGUUUGCAAAAUAGGAUUCGAUAGAAAAGAAACACAAGGUAAUGAACCCUACCUUAGAACCCCAGCUUACACCAUUUCUAGCGAGCAUAACAAGUUUGUGAGUGUAGGAUGUGACACUUAUGGUUAUCUAAAUAGUUUUCAUGACGGUGAUAAAUAUUCAACGGGGUGCUUAACAAGAUGUAAUAGCAUAGUUGAUAUGCAAAGCGAUGGAAACUGCACGGGGAUAGGAUGUUGCCAGGUUGAUAUUCCUCCUGGAAUGAAGAAUAUUACUUUACAAGCAUUUAGCUUCAACAACUUCAAUGACUCUUCGGAAUUCAACAAUUGCAGCUCUUCCUUUGUUGUCAAAAAAGGUUACUAUAAUUUCUCUUCGAGUCAUUUAGAGGAUUUCCCAUACGAGAAUGUUCCCUUAGUAGUUGAUUGGGCUGUUGGAAAUGAGUCAAAUGACACGUGUGAAAAAUCAAGGAGGGAACCCAACUAUGCAUGCAAGAAGAAUAGCGAUUGUGAGGACUCGGCCACUGGAUAUGGUUACCGAUGCAAAUGUAAACAAGGUUACCAGGGAAACCCAUUUCUUCCUGAUGGUUGCCGAGACAUUGAGGAAUGUAAGAAUGGUUUACAUGACUGCAUAAGCGAUCAAAAUUGUCGUGAAACCGAAGGGAGUUUUGAAUGUUUCUGCCCUGAUGGACAAUUCGGAAAUGGAAAAAGGGAAGGUGGAGGAUGCCAACAAAAGCGAGACGCUGCACUUACCAAGAUUCUCAUUGGUGCAGGUGCAGGAUUAAUGGCUCUAUUUGUGAUGAUUUCUUGGCUAUACCUUAUAUUCCAGAAAAGGAAACUCAUCAAACUGAAGGAGAAGUUCUUUAAGCAAAAUGGGGGUAUCAUUUUGCAACAGCGACUCUCUGCAGGAGAGAACACUUCUCAAUCUACCACAUUGUUCACAGCAGAGCAACUUAAGAAGGCCACCAACAAUUAUGAUGAGAGCUUAAUCAUCGGCAGAGGAGGUUAUGGUACUGUUUACAAAGGAGUUUUGUCAGAUAAGAGUAUUGUUGCCAUCAAGAAAUCCAAAAUUGUGGAUCAGAGCCAAAUUGAGCAAUUCAUAAACGAGGUGAUUGUGCUAUCACAAAUUAAUCACAGGAAUGUGGUCAAACUUUUGGGUUGUUGUUUAGAGACAGAAGUUCCUUCACUGGUUUAUGAAUUUGUUAACAAUGGUACCCUUUUUGAUUAUAUACACAAUGAAGGCAAGUCAGGUAAUGUACCUUGGAAAACACGUCUAAGGAUAGCAGCAGAGGCAGCAGGGGCCCUAUCUUAUCUGCACUCAGCUGCUUCUAUACCAAUUAUACAUAGAGAUGUGAAGACUCCCAACAUUCUCUUGGAUGAUAGUUACACUACCAAAGUGUCUGAUUUUGGAGCAUCAAGAUUGGUUCCUCUUGAUCAAACUGAAUUAGCCACAAUGGUGCAAGGAACUAUUGGUUAUUUGGACCCAGAGUACAUGCAAACGAGCCAACUUAAUGAGAAAAGUGAUGUGUAUAGCUUUGGAGUAGUACUUAUAGAGCUGCUUACAGGGGAGAAACCUCUUUGUUUUGACAGGUCAGAAGAGAAAAGAAGUCUUGCUAUGCACUUUCUAUCUUGCUUGAGAGAGGAUCGCUUGUUUGAGGUUCUUCAAUUUGGCAUUUUGAAUGUAGAAAAUAAGGAGGAGAUCAAGGAGGUUGCUAUUCUUGCAACAAAGUGCUUGAGACUAAGAGGGGAGGAGAGGCCUAGCAUGAAAGAAGUGGCAAUGGAGUUGGAGGGAAUAAGGCUAAUGGAAAAGCAUCCAUGGAUCAACACAGACGUGAAUCUAGAGGAGACUCAUUACUUGCUUCAUGAGGCAUCAUCUAGCAUUCAUGAACAUGGUGAUAGUAGCAGCCAUCAAAAUAGUGGCUAUGACAGCAUCAAAGAUCAUGUACUCAUUGACUUCGAUGAUGGAAGAUGA
Gastrolobium bilobum is the source of this 3045-nucleotide messenger RNA. Its product is annotated as wall-associated receptor kinase 2-like. Bases 1 to 3045 code for a protein of 1014 amino acids. The record is from RefSeq and is a predicted model, not a curated record. Gene Ontology annotation, biological process: cell surface receptor signaling pathway; protein phosphorylation. The transcript has 7 exons. Lineage: Eukaryota; Viridiplantae; Streptophyta; Magnoliopsida; Fabales; Fabaceae. Gene Ontology annotation, molecular function: ATP binding; polysaccharide binding; protein serine/threonine kinase activity. Gene Ontology annotation, cellular component: plasma membrane.